CUCCGCCUCAACAUCCUCAUCUUGCCCCGUUCGCUUCGUGCUCACGCCGUGCACACCUCGUCCUCGCCUGUAUAACUGCUGAACUGUAUUACUACCUAUAUAUUCCCUUCACUAUGCAUAUCCGAUAGCCUCCGGUGUACUUCCCUUUGGCCCUACAGGCUCCCAUUCCCCCGGCGUUGCGAGAGGAAUAUAUCUAUUGCCACGUAUCCUCGAGUCAUUGCAGCCAGACGGCCCUCACCCACAAUGUCUCUCACGCGCGCAGCCCGCAUCAUUCUCGUGGGCGCACCCGGCGUCGGCAAGGGCACUCAAACCGAUCGACUCAUGAGAAAGUUUCCGGAACUGGCCUCAAUCAGCUCGGGCGACCUUUUGCGGAAGAAUGUCAGGGAGCGCACUCCUUUGGGCAUCCAAGCCGAGUCCAAGAUGAAGGCCGGCGUAUUGGUCCCGGACACUAUGAUUCUCCGUCUGAUAAUAAACGAACUCACAAACCGCGGCUGGCUCACCAACGACACAAUCAGACCCUAUACUGUCUACUCGUCAUCUAUUGGAAUGGACCAGGAGGAUACCGUAGACUCCGUCUUCAUUCCGUCCGGACUGCGUACCAGCAAGUACAACUACUCCGACCAUCCCUCGGCGUCGUUCAUCUUGGACGGCUUUCCACGCACAGCUGCCCAGGCGUCUCAACUGGACGACCUCAUACCGAUCAACCUCGUAGUCAAUCUGGACACGCCCACUGACAUAAUCAUCGACCGGAUUUGUAAUCGGUGGGUGCAUGCGCCAUCCGGGCGAGUCUACAAUACGACUUUCAAUGCGCCCAAGGUCGAGGGCAAAGACGAUGUUACCGGCGAGCCCUUGACGCGUCGGGAAGACGACGAUCCGGAAGUGUGGAAGGAGCGGUUGAGGCAUUUCAAGGAGACGAGUUUACCUCUCCUUGAGCACUAUGACAAAAUGGGAGUUCUUUGGAAUGUUAAAGGGAACACCAGCGAUGAGAUCACCCCUCGUCUCAUCAAGGAGUUUGGAAGGAGGUUUGGCGCUCUCGACAAUUAGAGAGGUCAGCCAGGCGUUUUUGGGUUGGGCGACUGUUUAUUCACGUCAACAAUCCGGCUGACUGCUGGGUUCUAUUCUUUUGUAUAUAUUCCCUAGGCACCCUACAGCAGCCAGGCCAGAGACUUACCCACUGCGGGAUGAUUAUUUGUAUCAACACGAGCGUGCUCUAUUUCUACCAA
Mytilinidion resinicola is the source of this 1223-nucleotide messenger RNA. RefSeq names its product P-loop containing nucleoside triphosphate hydrolase protein. Gene Ontology annotation, cellular component: mitochondrion; cytoplasm. Gene Ontology annotation, biological process: nucleobase-containing compound metabolic process. Gene Ontology annotation, molecular function: AMP kinase activity; ATP binding. Lineage: Eukaryota; Fungi; Ascomycota; Dothideomycetes; Mytilinidiales; Mytilinidiaceae. The record is from RefSeq and is a predicted model, not a curated record. The transcript is spliced from 2 exons. The coding region runs from base 244 to 1044 and encodes 266 amino acids.